Messenger RNA from Cottoperca gobio, 2090 nucleotides. Its product is annotated as mitochondrial glutamate carrier 1-like. The transcript has 10 exons. The record is from RefSeq and is a predicted model, not a curated record. NCBI's taxonomy places the organism in Eukaryota, Metazoa, Chordata, Actinopteri, Perciformes, Bovichtidae. The coding region runs from base 142 to 1146 and encodes 334 amino acids. Gene Ontology annotation, molecular function: L-glutamate transmembrane transporter activity; L-aspartate transmembrane transporter activity. Gene Ontology annotation, biological process: malate-aspartate shuttle; L-glutamate transmembrane transport; aspartate transmembrane transport.
CGGGAAGCGGUGCGGAGGGAGAGAGCAGUUCAAUUUAAAGCAGCAUCUAAUCUUUCAUUGUAAGGGACUCUCAGCCUGCUCUCCCUCUGGCGGGCUCCUUUUUGUGCUAACCAACUUUUGCACUCGAGACAACCAAGAACCAUGGCCCAGCAACAGCAGAUUAGCCUCCCAGCCAAACUGAUCAAUGGAGGGAUUGCAGGCAUGGUAGGAGUCACCUGUGUGUUCCCAAUUGAUCUGGCCAAGACCCGCCUGCAGAACCAGCGCAAUGGGCAGCAACUCUACAAGAACAUGAUGGAUUGCCUAGUAAAGACAGUUAAAUCUGAAGGCUACUUUGGCAUGUACAGAGGUGCUGCAGUAAAUCUCACCCUGGUAACUCCUGAGAAGGCCAUCAAACUAGCUGCUAAUGACUUCUUCCGCCACCAGUUGAGCAAAGAUGGUGGCAGGUUGACGGUGUUCAAGGAGAUGUUGGCAGGAUGCUGUGCAGGAAUGUGCCAGGUCAUUAUCACCACACCCAUGGAGAUGCUCAAGAUCCAGUUGCAGGAUGCUGGCAGGCUAGCGGCCCAGCAGAGGGUGGUGCCCAGUGUCGUAACGACUCUGAAAAUGGGUGGGACCAGUGCUGUUCUUAGCCGUUCCUACAACACCAGGCCAGCGCCUCAAGUCAUGCGAGUGUCCGCCACACAGAUCACCAGAGAGCUGCUGAGAACCAAAGGAGUCACAGGACUGUACCGGGGACUCGGAGCAACACUGAUGAGGGACAUCCCAUUCUCUGUUGUGUACUUCCCUCUUUUUGCACACCUGCACCAGCUCGGCCAGCGUUCAUCUGAAGACCCAUCUGUGCCCUUUUAUUGGUCCUUCACGUCUGGCUGCCUAGCUGGAUCCAUUGCUGCUGUGACUGUCAGCCCUUGUGAUGUGGUCAAGACGAGGCUACAGUCACUCAAAAAAGGAGCUAAUGAGGAAACUUACAAUGGAGUGGUGGACUGUGUCAGAAAGAUCCUGAGAAAGGAGGGUCCUGGAGCGUUCCUCAAGGGGGCAAGUUGCCGGGCCCUUGUUAUUGCCCCGCUCUUUGGAAUUGCACAAGUUAUGUACUCUGUAGGAGUUGGAGAGUUCCUGCUGGGGUACACACCCAACAACAUCUAUUCUACAUAAACGAGCGGUUUCCUAGUCAUUCUGCACCCUCAUUAAAUAGCAGGCAGCUAAUGGACCCAGCUCUCUAUUACUGUGUACCUUCUUUAUUGUCGGAGGCUUUCAGAGUAAAACGUUGAAGGGACCAGAGAUAUGCCAUUUUAUUUAAAACAUAUUUAAAAUGAUGCCUUUUAGCACAACUCGAUCUGAUUUAUGAGAUUGAAUCUUGCCUAUAUAACUUGUCUAUAUGGGCUUCAGUGGAGCCUUUUGUGAGAACAGAAUUUCUUUCCUCCCUGACUAUCUUGAUCGUCCAACAUUGACCACCAAUUCACUACAGAGUGGACUUUUACCCAUGUUUUCUUAGAUUCAUGCCCCGUAUAAAUUGCAUCCAUAUAAAUCUUGAAGACCACAAGGUGUGAUGGCCGUUGCAUGUUGUUGCAAAAGAAACCUUACAGUAUUAAGCAAUAACAAAGGCAGAAUAUUGAAACGUCACUUCAAUAGCUUCAAUCCAGUUUUAAAGGGUUCCAUGUGAAUCUAGGUCAUUGAAGUUGAUCCCUGUCUAUGUAUAUAGUGGUAAAUAACUUCUCUGACAAAAUAUUUUAGGUGUUGUUCCUCUGAACAACCUGGUUUGGAAAAAAUCUGGAAAAAGCAUUGUUUAAUUGGUCAUAGUUUAUGAACGACCCAACGAACGAAACAGUUGGACUUCCUGUCCACCACUGUGUCAUACAUAAAUCAUGCGUUGUAUCACUUUCCUUUACAAGGAAAGAGUUAGCUACUGUGCUAUUGAGUUGUUUACCCAUUCUCUUAGUCACAAGACUUAAGAUGACUAUAUGUGUUUAUAGGUGUUUGGGUUCUUUACAGGGCACUGUGGGCAAUCUCUCUGUGGCAGGCUACACAACUCUGUUUAUGUAACACACUUAAACUCCAUGACCUAAUAAUGCCUUCUGCAAUAAACUUGGGAGACCUGU